Molecule: messenger RNA, 519 nt
Organism: Ilyonectria robusta
Lineage: Eukaryota; Fungi; Ascomycota; Sordariomycetes; Hypocreales; Nectriaceae
Product: ribonuclease III domain-containing protein
Exons: 2
Coding region: 1-519 (172 amino acids)
Biological process (GO): RNA processing
Molecular function (GO): ribonuclease III activity
Source: RefSeq, a predicted model, not a curated record
AUGGACUUCUCUUCUGGCUUUGGCAAAAUGGUCUCCCAGUGCGAGGCAAUCAUUGGAUACUCGUUCACCUCCAAGGUACUCUGCGCCGAGGCCCUGAACGCUGCAGGGGACUUCAAGUCUGUCUAUGUUUCGGAUGGCCUUUUUAAGAGGAUGCCUAAGAAUGACCGCCUCGCCGUCUACGGCGAUUCCACUGCCAAUUUCUACUUGUGCAGCCUCUGGGUGCAGCGGGGGCUUGACAAACAUUCCUGGACCACAAUCCGACGUGAUCUUGUCGGCAAUGAGAAUCUUGCCCGAGUUGGCAUGGAACACGGCCUCGGUAAUUGCAUCAACGUCAACGGUGGCACUUCCAGGGUUACGCCUGGAAUGGUUGCGACGGCGGUCGAAGCUAUCCUCGGUGCAGUACAGAGAGAUGGUGGCCUAGACGCUCUAGCCCGAGUCAUGGAUCAGCUGGGUCUCACGCAGCAUGACCUACUUUCCUUGGUAACGUUCCUCCUUCACCCGUCCACUUCCUUGGUGUGA